AUGUUCCUCCUGAACUGCCUCAGGUAUCUCAUGGGCUUCCUGCUCAUUGUUCUGCGUCAUCAAACCAGCUGCCUUACAGCGUCGGCAAAUACCAAUUUCCCAAGUGAUAGCUGCGUAUCAAUUCCUCAAGUGGCUGACACCCCUCCAGGGAGCACUGUUGCAAGUCCUUCACCAGAGACAACAGGAAGUCCAAUACGGGGUAAAAGAGGUCUCGCCUAUAACGACGCCACCCUCACCUACCUCUUCGCAAACCAGUCCUCUGUGAGCUGGGGUUAUAACUGGGCUCCAUUCGCCAACGGCUCUCUUGCCUCGAACCUUGAAUUUAUCCCGACGCUCUGGGGUCUUAAUGAAGACGCGACGUCUUCGUGGUUUACGCAGGCCUCCUCCGCCAUCAGCUAUGGAUCAAAACAUCUCUUCUCUUUUAAUGAGCCAGAUAUCGCGACACAAGCAAAUCUCACUGCCUCCGAGGCGGCCGAUGGGUUCAUACAGUAUAUGAAUCCCUUCCACGACCAAGCCGAGUUGGCCGCUCCGUCGGUGACGAAUGGACUCGGCGACUCACUCGGCCUUGACUGGUUGUCCUCAUUCUUCGACGCCUGUGCAGGGAGGUGUUUAGUCGACGUCGUCAACAUCCACUGGUAUGGCUCGGCAAUCGAACCGUCGGAUUUCCAAGCGUUCGUAUCGAACGCUUCGGCAUUGGCAGCGCAAAACGGCGUGAGAGCUCUUUGGAUUACGGAGUUACGCGGCAAUGGAGACAUAGACCAACAAUUGCAGUUUUUGGGAACAGUCCUGCCGUGGCUCGACGGGAACAACAACGUCUCCGGCUAUGCUUGGUUCAUGUGUGCCGCGGGGGACGGCAACUUGGACGAUUUUACUCCUAUGCGGCAAAGGAAGAGAAUCAAAUAA
Messenger RNA from Exophiala xenobiotica, 903 nucleotides. RefSeq lists its product as uncharacterized. The record is from RefSeq and is a predicted model, not a curated record. The transcript is spliced from 2 exons. Gene Ontology annotation, biological process: fungal-type cell wall polysaccharide metabolic process. Bases 1 to 903 code for a protein of 300 amino acids. NCBI's taxonomy places the organism in Eukaryota, Fungi, Ascomycota, Eurotiomycetes, Chaetothyriales, Herpotrichiellaceae. Gene Ontology annotation, cellular component: fungal-type cell wall.